AAACACAGUAGAGCAAGCGCGAGUCAGACGCAGUUCGAGGCGAGACUUCGCCCGCGCAACUUCAACCCUUAAAUUUAUAUCUGCUUCAAGGCUUAUUUGUGCUGCGAAAAGUUUUCGUAACUUGUGGUUUUGAUUAAAUAAAUAAAUUAUUCGUUUUUUAAUGACAAUUUCACGGAAUUUUAUCAUUUUUUUCGAAUAAUAUUGUGAUCGAAAUUUGUUUACUAAAUUAUUAUUUUGAGUUUUAAAAGUUCCAAUAAACUUUUGAUGUAGAUUUAAUUCUUCAUCAUGCAUCAAAUAAUUUUCCUGCUACUCCUACUACUCUUCAAAGUGUGUUACGGCAUUCAGAUGUUUGAAGAGACACCGAGGUACACGGAAAUAAAUCCGGGGGAAGAUGCUAAGCUUAUUUGCCGUGUUUCUGGCAAACGCGGAUUAUGUAUUUGGCAGAAGGAUCAAAAGCCAAUUGGAAUGCAUUUAAAAAAAUAUGAAUGGGUCGCCUCGCCAGAUUUGGGUGACUGCUCGCUUUGGGUACGAUCAGCAACCCUAGAAUUUGACGACGGAUUAUGGCAGUGUCAAGUCACCGCCAGUGAUUUUACAACGCAAGAUGCGCUGGCUUCAGAACCAGCCCGAUUAGUAGUCAGAGUCAGCCCUCAGCGGCCGCAGAUAGAGUAUGCUGGUGGUGUAAUUCUACCGGGUGGCAACGUGACAGCCCGAGCAGGUGAGAUUGCUACGCUCACUUGCACUGCUCGCUAUGGGAAUCCUCCGCCUCUAAUUAAAUGGUAUCUGAGGGACACGGAGCUGAGAACCACGAGGCCGCAAGUAAAUGCCACGGAGAUUGAUAACCCACGAACGUGGUCCACCAGGAGUGUUUGCGAUAUCGAGGCAGAUCGCUCCAGAUAUGGACACCUCAUUCGAUGCGAAGCCAAUCAUCCGGCAUAUCCUACGAAAACUUCUAAUGUUGAAGUGCGGUUUGAUGUUACUUAUGCGCCAGAAACUCGGCUCGUCGGAGUGCCAGUAGGGCCAUUAGAAGAAGGCCGGGAUAAAUUAGAAAUCCGAUGCCUCGCAAAUGCAAAUCCAACAGCAUCAAUUCUAUGGAAACGAAUAAAAGGCGCAGACAUGGAAGUUGUCGGUAUUGGGGAAGCUUUGAUGUAUUCACCAGUCCAUAGAAAUCACGCCGCGACCUACGUUUGCUCGGCAUCCAAUACUGAGGGUGAAAGUAGCCCAGUUUCCGUUCAAAUAUCCAUUAAUUUUCCGCCGAAAAUAGACUCUGUUGGACCAGAUCGAUUGUCAACCGCGCUUCUCUACUCCGGAGCUUCUUUUGAAUGCAAUGCCGACGCUAUGCCACCUGCUGAAUACAGAUGGGAACAAGUGUUUACUGAUGGAAGACCUCCAGCUGAGUGUGGGAAAGGUCAACGUCUAAUUCUUACAAAUGUUACUUAUGAGCAACAGGGUCAAUAUAUAUGUCUAGCGUCCAACACGAUAAAUGGAAAAGUUCGUGAAGUUAAGAGCAUUCCAGUAUCUCUGGAAGUUGUUGGAGCUCCGAGGAUAGUGAAGCCAUUAAGCACCGAGAAAUACAUCGUAUCGACAACAGAAGGAAAUCCCGCCAGAUUGGAAAUCAGAUUGUGCUCGAAUCCAAAGCCGCGACUGGUCGCCUGGGAGUGGGGCAGCACGAGACUCCAUGCCGGUGAAGUGUUGGAGUCGCGGUACAGAGCAUUAGACUUAGAACCACUGCCAUUAGAAGAUUGUUUUGUUGCAACUUUAGAGUUAACUAGUACUGUUAAAGAGGACCAAAGACUUUAUUACGUAAUUGUUGAAAAUGACCGCGGGAGCGAUAGGCGGACAUUGAUGCUGCGAGUAGACGAGCCAGGCCAGAUACCGCUGGUUAUUGGAGCAGUGGCGGGAUUCACCGUCCUCUCGGUUUUGAUAAUGGGUUUCAUUUGUUUUCUCCGUUCAGACAGAUGUUGCGUCUCCAGAAACACUGGCCCGACGCUUCAGCAAGUUCACUGUACAAAAGCGUCAAAUGCAAUGAUAGAAGAUCCAAGGCUGAGCGUGGAGCCAAUGGAGCGAGCGAGAGAACAAUUUACAUCAGAGAAACGUCAAAAUCACGUGUUGAAGCCAGUACCGACUCAACAGUACCAACAAGACUGUUAUCAACUAAAUCGGCAUGAGCCUCUGCACGAGCCACACUACCAGAGGCAUCAUCACCACACCCAACAACUUCAUGGACCUCAGUACACACUUCAGCGUGGAACUGGGCUGAAGACCGAAAGACUGAACGAUUCUAAUUCAAUCCGGAAUGUUUCGCGACCUCGUUACAGGACCUAGAUGAACGUGUCUCUUAAGGGUAGCCCCAAAAUACUAUGAACAAUGAGAUUGCCAAACUCAGAAGCUAUAUAGGUAUUGUUGUUUAAGGGAUGAACGCUCAAGCCUGCCUGUGACGCUCACCGAAUAAGUGUGAUUCACCAAUACAAUGACUAAUUAUUACAAUGUAAUAAAUAAUCAAAUUUUAAAACUGAUGAUUUAAUAAAUUUAAAUUACUUAUAUAAUAAAU
Cotesia glomerata is the source of this 2548-nucleotide messenger RNA. RefSeq names its product kin of IRRE-like protein 2. The coding region runs from base 286 to 2322 and encodes 678 amino acids. The record is from RefSeq and is a predicted model, not a curated record. NCBI's taxonomy places the organism in Eukaryota, Metazoa, Arthropoda, Insecta, Hymenoptera, Braconidae. Gene Ontology annotation, cellular component: cell-cell junction. Gene Ontology annotation, molecular function: cell adhesion molecule binding. Gene Ontology annotation, biological process: cell-cell adhesion. The transcript has 13 exons.